Euleptes europaea (tarantolino) is the source of this 987-nucleotide messenger RNA. RefSeq names its product mothers against decapentaplegic homolog 6-like. Gene Ontology annotation, cellular component: heteromeric SMAD protein complex. The transcript is spliced from 3 exons. The coding region runs from base 1 to 987 and encodes 328 amino acids. Gene Ontology annotation, molecular function: I-SMAD binding; transcription regulator inhibitor activity. NCBI's taxonomy places the organism in Eukaryota, Metazoa, Chordata, Lepidosauria, Squamata, Sphaerodactylidae. Gene Ontology annotation, biological process: transforming growth factor beta receptor signaling pathway; BMP signaling pathway; SMAD protein signal transduction. The record is from RefSeq and is a predicted model, not a curated record.
AUGUUCCGGUCGCGAAGAGCCAGCUUAAUACAGCGGCUCUGGAGGCUCCGCUGCCCGACGCCUGGCCCGGACGACAGCCCUGGGGCCCUGAAACCGGCUGCUCACGCCCUCUUCAAGAAGCUGAAGGACACCGAACUGGAGCUGCUCCUGCGGGCGGUGGAGAGCCGAGGGGCGGGCGAGUCGGGCUGCAUCUGGGUCGAGCCCCGCGGGUCCAGGCCCGGCCUGCCGGCCUCGCUGCUCCUGUGCCGCCUCUACCGCUGGCCGGACCUGCGCCACUGGCACGAACUCAAGCGCCUGAGCUGCUGCAGGAGCCCCGGGGGUGAAGGCCCCGUCCAGUGCUGCAACCCGCACCAUCUCAGCCGGCUCACCACCCCCGAGACUCCGCCGCCCCCGUACUGCAAGAUCUCCCCCUUUGGCGUCCCCGCAAAGUGCCCCAGCGUCUUGGACAACAAGCUCAAAGUCUGGCAAGACACCAGUCUCUCCCGGCACUCCAUCCGAGAUGGCUACUGGUGCAAACUGGCCUACUGGGAGUACCGCCUGCGGGUGGGCAGGCUCCACCCCGUGCACGAAGACUCCGUCAGCAUCUUCUCCGAGCUCCCGGCAGGCAACGGCUUCUGCGUGGCUCAGCUGGCAUCCCGAAGCCACAGCCAGGCCGUCCGGCGGGCGCGGGGCAAGAUCGGGCAAGGCCUGACGCUCAGCCGGGAAGGGGGCAACGUCUGGGCCUACAACCGCAGCGACCACCCCGUCUUUAUCAGCUCUCCCACCCUGGGCCCGGCUGUCCACAAGGUUCUCCCCGGUUACUCCGUCAAGGCCUUCGACUACGAGCGCACCAGUGGCCUGAGCGGGUGGUGGGACCCGAGGGAUGGGCCGUACGACACCCACACCGUCCGGAUCAGCUUCACCAAAGGCUGGGGGCCCAGCUACUCCCGCCGGUUCAUCACCUCUUGCCCCUGUUGGCUGGAAGUCCUGUUGAACACACGCGGAUGA